Molecule: messenger RNA, 909 nt
Organism: Erigeron canadensis
Lineage: Eukaryota; Viridiplantae; Streptophyta; Magnoliopsida; Asterales; Asteraceae
Product: glutamic acid-rich protein-like
Exons: 3
Coding region: 197-742 (181 amino acids)
Source: RefSeq, a predicted model, not a curated record
UGGCCACAAACAAGAAUCAUCUUUUCAAACCCUAAUCCCCAAAUCCUUAAAUUCACAAUCUUUACCCCCCAUGGUUUUAUUAUCAUAGCCAGUGUCUUAAACCACUUUUUCUUUCAAAUUCACUCACUAAAAAGUGAAAAAAGCUUUGAUUUUUAAUUGGGUUUUCAAAACACUUUUUUGUGGGUUUUGUUUAGCAAUGGAAGUAGCAAAAUCUUGCAACUCUGAUUUGGUGUUUUUGCAGAGAAAAAUGGUUUCUUUUUCUGGAUUUGUGGCUUUUGAAACCUUAAUUGCUGCUCAUGUUUCUCUUGCUUGCGUCCUCACGAUGAUGGGAUUUCUUCUUCAGGAUGCACAUGCACUGCAAAGUUUGAUUGGAAAUGAUCAAAGGUUUCCUUUUGCGGAGCUCCACAAGAAGGGCACAGCUGGAGCUGAAGCCAAAGAUGGAAGUGACACAGAGGAUGAUGACGAGGAUGAGGAGGGGGUUGAGGAGCCAGAAGAUGAUGCCGGAGAUGAAGAUUUCUCAGGUGACGAAAAGGAAGAUGAUGACGAUGAUGAUGAAGACGCGGAGGAUCCUGCGGCAAAUGGCAACGAAGGAAGUGAUGACGAGGAAGAUAACGAUGACGAGGAUGAUGACGAUGACGAGGAGGAGGAGGACAAUGACGAUGAGGACGAGGAAGAAAAAGAGGAGGAUGAAGACGAUGACGAUGAUGAAGCAAAACCACCACCAGCUAAGAAGAGAAAAUAAAACUAAUUGGUUAAACAGGGAGAUCAUCCUUGAAUGUUUAAUUAUCGGGUAUGCCCAGAAUAUGUAUUAGGGAGAGAUUACAUUUUAGUUUUGUUUUAUGCCUUUCCGAUUGUAGCAUUCUAAUAAACUAAAUCUUUAUUUGCAAUGGUAUUGUCUUUUUUUUUUUU